This is a messenger RNA of Porites lobata, 8404 nucleotides long. NCBI's taxonomy places the organism in Eukaryota, Metazoa, Cnidaria, Anthozoa, Scleractinia, Poritidae. The record is from the annotation of a GenBank genome assembly.
AUGGGAGUCAUUCUUCUAGUUAAUAUGAUGAUAGCCCUACUGUCUAACACUUACCAGCGAGUUGAGGUAACAUUGACCGCAUUUGUUUGAUCUAUUGACAACACUCUUGUUGCUAAAGCCCUGGCCAACUAUUCAGCAAAAUUGGAUCUCACCACCCAACAUUGGUUUAUUCAAACGCUAAGACAGGCAUACAACGCAAACAAUAUGUGCUUCGACGAAGCAGGGCGUUGCUGGUUUAUUGCAACUGAAAACGUAGCGCUAGUUCGAAACCAGCUCUUCGAUGACGAUUUUAUAAUGGUCACGCAAGGGUAGUAUACUCAUUCAUACAGUUAUAUCUGUACAAUACACUCUUGCUUUCAAUAUCUUGAGGGUUCGUGUUUCACUAUGUUUUUUGGCACAGUAAGAAUAUAUUUUUUGUUCAUUAUUUUUUUUCUCUCUCUCUGUACUCUACAGCUGAACGCCGCGGCGCUGUUUUUGUCAAUCGUCGAAUCAUAGCAAAAAUCUUCUUAAGUCGGUCAGCUGGUUAUGAAUACUUGGAGGUAGAAACAAGAGCAAUAUUUUGAGUGAAUAAUAAUGGUUGUUAUCUUGUGCUCUUUUGAGGAUAACUCCCUGAAAGAAUGGUCGUUCAAGAAAGCCAUAACGAUUCAGACCUACAGCACGUACCAUCCAAUACCGGUACCUCUUAACCUAAUGUCAAGUGCAUUUCUAUGGAUACGAUGGUUGUGGUUCAUUUGCAAGGGGCGUUGUAAAAGGCAACCUACGAAGAACACCUGGAGUAACUUAAGCUACGUAAGUCAAUUUAAUCGUUGUGUAAGACCAACUUAUAAAAUGACAAACUGUUUGCAAAAGUCUUUUCAUCAAGGCAGCGUACCGGCUUAAUAGCCGUGCCAGUUGAGGUUUAAGCACUAGCUAUUUGAUUUUAGACCUAGAAACCUUGAAAAAACUAAAAACCUGUUUUAUUAUUGUCCAGUUGGAAUGGUAAUUCGCUGAUCGAUAGUAUAAAAGACAGAGUAACGAACAACACAUAUUUACUAAAAGAAAACGAUAGAGAUAGAAAUGACUUCCCAUGUGUGUAAUGGUCUGCAUGCGUUUUAGGGCCCUUAUCCUAACACAACUAAAGAGACAAUGCAAAAACACUAAUUAACUUUAGUAUAUAUGGAACACUUAUAUGCACUGUAAAAUGUGAUUUUGACCUGGAGAUCAACGUUAAUAUAACCACUGUGACUUUAAUCCAUGAUGUUAUCAAACAUUUUUCCUUUUCAUCUUAAGCAGAACAAAUCCCUGGAUGCUGUUGUCGAAAAUCUCCAAUUUACAUAUUUUUCAAAAUAUGGAUACUUCUUUCCUUUCACAGGUGAGGAUAAUUCUCAAGUAAAAAAAUACCUUGUUUUCUGUCAGUCUGACACCAAAAGAAUAGUGUUCAUUUUACAAUAUUUUUCUUACUGUUGACUUUCUUAAAGCUUUGUUGAAUUCCUGCUCGUUUAUUCUUAAAAUUUGUCGUAAUACCCGGCAAACAAACUUUCAUUGAAAAUUUGCUUUUGGCAUAAAUUUAUCACAAAGCGAAGGAAGAGCAAACGAAAUAUCCAGGCGUUUAGUCAAAUAAUAAACCUCUUUCUGGGCAUUAUUUUUUACUUGAAGCCGCGUUUAUUUUCGAAAGCGCGGCAAUGUUAGGGAAGAAAUAUUCAUUUAGAAAUAGUCCUGAUCAGGGUCAGUGAUUAACAAAAUUCGAAGACCCGGCCGUAGCGAUCGCGAGAGUUCGAUUUGUUUAAUCACAACUAUGACAAAUUUGUGAUAGUUAUUUUAAGCUUUUUUAAAAUUGAAAUGAAAUAUAUUCCCAGAGUUUUUUGCUAAGAAGAAGUGAAAAAAUAAAAACAUUCAAGUGAGCGUUCGCUAUGGCACGUACUGUCUAAUUACUUAGGGGUCCUUAGGCAACGCGUACUGUCCUAUUACCCUGUCUUAUUAUUAGUGAGUUUACGCAACAGAACGGCAGAAAGAAGAGGACCAAUCAGGAUAGUUGAUAAACCAACUAGAUUUGAGAAUUUUGUUAUAGCUAUGAUUAAUGACAAAAUAAAAAUAAAAUAUGAAUGUACUGAGAAACUGGUUCAUGCAUUUAAAACCAGCAGGUAAGACUAUUGCAACAGUCUCCUCUAUGGAGUUCCCGACCAUCACGUGCAAAAACUCCAACGUGUCAUGAAUGCCAGUGCGCGAUUCAUCUUCUGCGCACCUAAACACUGUCAUAUUACGCCGCUCCUUAAACAACUUCACUGAUUGCUUAUCCGCCUAUGUAUCGAAAUUAAAAUCCUUUUGAUCACCUUUAAAGUACUCCAGGGCUCAGCUCCUAAAUAUCUCAUUGAUUCAAUUUCUGUUUUACCGCCAUCCCGUUAUGAUUUGCGGCGAAAUAACAAGGGAAUUCUUCUGAGCACCCCAAAGCGUUUCACAAAAGUUACCAUAGGGGAUCGAUCCUUCAUGGCGGCAGCGCUACGGCUUUGGAACAGUCUUCCCGUAAGCAUUAGAUCUGCUUGCACCAAAAAUGAUUUUAAACAGAAACUUAAGACAUUUUUAUUCAGCAAGUCAUUUUGUUAGUGCAAUUGGUUUAUAUUUAGAUUUUUAUAUAGUUUUUAUGCAAUUUACUUAUCUUAUAACCAACUGUAAAUAGUAUAGUUUUCGUCUUUGAUUCCAUAGUGAUUGUAUAGUUUUUAAACCUAUACGAAAAUAAAUAACAUUUUUCUUAAAGUUCCAUCAUUAUUUGUUAAGGAGAGAUUAAUAGUGUUAAUAGAAAUCGGUUGAAUCUUUCAUUCUGAAAAACGGGAAUAAAAAACAUAACCAACACGCAUAUAAAUAGGAACGGGCGACCUUAAAUUUUAAAUUUUUUUAGGUGCCUGUGAGGACAAUUAAAAACUAUUUCAUCAUUUAAUUCUAUCUUGUUUUUGUUUUGUUGUUGCUUUGACUAAUUAGAUGAAAGUAAAAUGGACCACGUUCUCCAAGAAACGGAGAGAAAUCGGCAAAUGGCGAAUCAAAUUGCCCACGCGACAUUUACCACGCAUGGAGGUGUCCUUCCUACUGGCCCAAAGGUAAAAAUACUACAGGAUGUGAAACAGUCUUUGAAAAGGCGGGCAUAGUCGUUAUGGUUAGGCAUAAUUUAAGAGUUGUUAGUAUUAGGCAAGCUCUUAAGAACAACGGAAAAUAGUACGCAUUAAAACUUAAAAAUAUUCAUUUCGUUCACUCCGCUCACCCUUUUUCAACCGAUUUAUUAACAACAAAAAACACUGGUACAUUAGGAUGGUUAAAUAGCUGGGAAUAAGACUUUUUAAUAUGCGCGCUUAAGGUCUACAAAAACUAUCAGUGGAUUGCAGGAGCCGUAAGCGAGUGCGUCACUGAUAACAACAACAUAAGCUUUUUUUGCAUGACCAUGAAGGUAUUACACUAUUGCAAAAGCUACAACAGUACUCUAAGUUUAAUUACUAAUAAAACUUAUUAAUGUAAAACAUUAAAACAUUACAAAACAUAAAAGUUCCCAUUCAUUCAUUGAUAUUAAUUUGUUUGAAGUCAGGUAUUUCAGUUUCUAUUUUGGAGAAAAAUUCGUCUCUAAUCUGAGAAUAUGCUUUACAAUCCGGCUAGCAAGAAAUGAUUUUCAUCUUAAAUUUAUUACUGUUGCAAAAUUAACAUAUCCUUUCAUUGCGAGGAAUUUUUUCUAAGUUGAUGACUACUUAUUCUAAUUUCAACUAAUUCUUUCCUUGAGGGUUUUUUUCUUGUUAAAACUAGGUAAGGCGAGGGGCUAUAGUCCUUUUGGUUGUACAAUAAAAACUGAGUUUUUGUUAUUGUUGAAGUGUCUGGCUCCAGGGACGGUUUAUUGAGGCGCUACGCCUACAUACCGUUUAACUAGAGUCAUUCAAUGAAUUUUAAGAAAAGUGACAGUUUAGAUCGCAGUAGUCAUGAGAUUAGAGUAAAAGCUAUUAUUUCCGCUAUAAUAAAGGACAAUUGAAAUUUUUAAGGCUUGUUUAAUUAUAGAAUCUUCAUCUUUACCUUUCAAAUAGCUUAUAAGUAAUUUAGGCAAUGUGGAAUCUACUUGUUUUAUUCGAUGAACAGAAAGAAAGACACGAGAAACUUGCCUCUAAACGCUCGACUGUUCGAGGAUUUGAGCCACUUCAGGGAUUUUGCAAGUCAAAAACACUACUUUUCGUCUUGGCUUCUUUUUAUCUUUUUUUUUUCGUAAUUGUAAACAGUUUCUUCUCUUUAUUUUUCCUAGGCCUUCACUUGCUCAAAGCAGAAGAGUCAAAUGAACACUUUCAAAACUAUGAUUCUUUCGUAGCGAUAGCAGCGUUAACCGUGCGCGUUUUGGAGAUUUGCUCCUGUUUAAGCAUUUGCUAGUCUCGUUUUCUCCUUUUUUCGUACCUGCAAACAAUCCUACUGAACGUUUUUUCGAGGCCUUCACUUCCUUGUUCGGAGGAAAAAUGAUCAGCACAGUCGCUUAAUGCGCGGCCACUUAGGUGUGACCUCAAAUCCUUGUUUCGGCUUCUUUUCUUUCUGUGUAGCUUUAAGUAGCUUGAAAUAUCCGUUAAACAGAGCACUGGUGGAAAGAGGGGAGGCCCACCGCUGACCUCAGGUUCGUCAGUCUAAUGUGUACUGUUGCGAGUUACUGACCUCCAAUAAGGACCUUUAGUUUUUUACCUUUGUCAAUCCAACUUGAGCUCGCAAACAUUUUAAAAACAUGGAACCAUAUAAGACAAAGAAAACAAUUUGCCGUGACGCCAUUCGUGUAUCCGUGCCCUAGCAGGGCGCGUGGCAUUCAGAUAAUUGUAUAUAAACUGUGAGACAUUCUAGUCUUUUUGGAUUAUUACGAUAGGCUUCGGACCCGACCAGCAACCCUUAGGGGUUAAUUUCCAGUGUCGCGCAAUUUUCACGUGCGUACGUGGGUAAAAUUUACGUUCGCAGGUAAAACAGAGGCAAUGCAUGAAAGGUAGCUCGUAAGCGUAAAAGUUGAACCUCACUUAACUUCUAGACUUUCUAGCUUAAGCUCAAUACUUUUUAUCUUGCCUCUAUUUUACUUACGUGGUUAAAAUCUAUUUACGUUAACGUACGUUGCCAAAAUCACGUCAGUGAAAAUUAACCUUUACUCCUUUAAAAUCUGUCGGACGUUAGAGAAACUUCACAAUAUUAAAGAGAUUGGGGGACGUAGAGCCCGGUGUAGUGGUCUAUCUCUGCUAGCUUUGGUCGGCCUAGGGAUUAACUUGAGACAAAAAGCGACCUACGGUCAGAAGUCAGGCUUUUUGCGGGUGCUAGCAUGCGUAGCAGUCAUUUCCUUUCCUCUUCAACAGAAGGGAAAAGCUAAAUGUGGUUAAAGGAAAACGGAAACGACCGCUUGAUCCGGUUAGCCGGGUGCUUAAACCCUCACUAAGAAAUUCAGGGACAGGCAUUCAGGACCCAGCGCAUGCUCGGUAAUUCAAUGUUAGGUUAAGCUUACGUAGGAGAAGUUAACUACAGCAUUAAGGUAUAAAAACGUGUUUUACAGGCCUGGCAAAGCCAAGGAAUAAGAGUGCAAGGAUGCCUUUUAACUUGUGAAGGAAGUUUGUUUUGCUCCACCUGUAAAGACGAUCCAGCCGAAUACCACGGUGCGAGAUACAUCUUUCCUUUCUCUCCAGAGACUCCCCAUUUUGAGGUGCGUUCCCUAAUUAAUACCAAGUCAGUAAAAGGCUUCUUUUCGUCAAAAAUGAAACAGAUAGGAUGAAACCCCAUGAAUCCGACUACCGUUAGGCCAAGGAAUCAUUAACGACGUUUCCAGACUGAGAUAAUGACUGAGAAGUUUAUCGUUUGGGCCAGAAUAAUGUGCUCGUACUAAAAAAAGUGGUAAGAAAGUACCGAGGGCUGCAAAAUAGCGUAGAAACACUAACAAACCAGUGGCUAAGUUGAAGAUAUUAACUGUGUCCAUCAUAUAGAUUAAUUUCAGCAGAGCUCACACGCAAAUGGAAGUCUUUGAUUUGAUAAACAGCAACUGACCUACGAUGAAACCCUGCGGUACAGCAAAAUGAACUUGUGUAGUGGAAGAUUCUACGCUACCGAUACACCUUUCACUAAGAGUAGAUUGAAACCACAUGAAUGAUUUGAUGACAAGCCCAUAUGCUUGUAAUUCUUGCAUUAAGAUCAGGCCAUUAACCAAGCCGAAAGCUUUGCAGUAAACAAAUUAAGAUCACAACACUCAUGUGACCACUCUGCUUCUACUAACGAGGUGGUCGUAAGCCAAACACUAAAGUGUUUUUAAAAAGGGGCUGUGUCAGGGCUUUCUUGUUCAUUUUGUUGAUAAUGCCAACUACGCGUCCUUGUUUGGUAUGGAACUUGAGAAAUUACUUGUGAAUGACAGCGUCACAGCUUCGUGUGAACCAAAUAUGUCUUCCAAGCAUUAAAUCAAAUCACUUUAAACGAUACAAACAACAAAAAUGAACUUCAAAAGGCUAUUACGUCCAAAAAAAAAUAAUGAAAAAUAUUAAAAAACACACACACAAUUGCCAUUCGUUUCAGUCUUCCUCAAGUUUGUCAACCCGUGCCUCCUGUAUUUACCAUGUUAUUUAUACCUCUUUCUAACGACCUAACCGGUUAAUUUAAUGUUACACUCAAUUGGUGGUAGUUCCCAUCGAUUGAAUUUUGAUAACUGUCAUGACUCGUGUCAGCUCCUUUAAUAGGUUUUUAUCAUUACUUAAAAUAAAGGUCUUUACGUGGCCCUGAGGCUUAGGGGAAUAAUACAAAAGAACUGACCUAUUCAUCCUUGAACCUCAAAAGGCGAAACAUUCCCUGAAGAAAGCGAUUAUUCCUAUCAUCAUCAUCAUCAUCAUCAUCAUCAUCAUCAUCAUCAUCAUCAUCAUCAUCAUUAUUAUUAUUAUUAUUAUUAUUAUUGUUAUUAUCAUUAUUAUCAGUAAUUCAUUCAAAAUAUUUUUCAUUUUCUAACCGACUUAAAUCUCUCGGAUAAUUUUUCAUACCCAGCUGGCCUUGACCAAAUUUUGAAAAAAAUGUUCAAUUAUUGGAUGGUUGGCGUCAAUCGUCUUAUAAUAUGAAAAUUAUUGGUCGCGUGGCGUCAAGCCAAGAUAGCGGCACGGCGACUCAGCUGUUUACUGUACGGCUCAAGAGAAAUUUGGCAUCGAUCUCAGUAACAGACCAAUUUCGAUAUACUACUGAAAAUUGGCACUUGGCUUCGAGGCCCCAGGGAAUAAAACAAAUUAAAAGAAAUAACCUCAAGGUUCCGGGAUGAAUAAUAAUAUAUAUCGUUUUUUUUUAUUUCCUCAAGCAUCUGAGCCGAUUAUCAAUUUUAAUAUAUCGAAAUUGGUCAGUCUAUUGAAAGUUCAUAACGUAGCCCUAUCCAAUCAUUGAGGUCUAUCAAGCUUACAGUAACCAAUUUAGCACUUUUUGAAUAGGUUCUCAUUCAAGAAACAGGAGGACGAAGAAUCAGUGGUGUAGGCGUUGUUGGGAAGGAUUAUGGAAAUCAUGCCCUGCCAGGAUGGUGCUAUGGAACCGUGGGAUAUCACAUUGAUGAUGGACGAAUAUUUGACGCAAAUAAUCCUACAAAAGGAAUAGAGUAUGAAGGCAAGGGAGUACAAUUUUUUUUCUCCUCGAUCUAUAGAAUUUAGUAGAGAAGAGACGUUAGUGAUUUAAAAGCAUCGCACUUUCGUAACGUAAAUAUGGGAAAUCAAUUUUUGGAAAAAUGUUUUCUUAAACAAGAUAAAGAGUAAUUUUCAAUGCAUGUAAAGAGACAGCUCCUUUUAAUGUCUUGUCUGCGAUAACAUGACUGAAAAGACGUCGAUCAUUUCCCCGCAAUCGAUCGCAAGGUUGAGAAAGCCUUGUAUACACAGCCGACGCUAAAUCAUGUGGGGUGCGAGGUUAUUGUAUUUUCAGGGCAUAAAAGGAGCCGCUUUUGACGUUUUCAGCCUUACUAGUAUGCAUAGCGCCGUAACAAGUGAACCUGAUUUGCUGCGAGUUUCUUGGUAGCAGGGUGGUUCGAGCGACAAACGAUGUACAGGAUCGUGGGUUUUAAUGUUGAAGUAGAGGAACGCAUGAAAUGACCAUAUUUGCCAUCCUUCAUUUGACAAAAAUUGAUAGAUACUGAGUGCGCAAAGAUUGGCCAGCUGAUAAUAGUUUCUGGCGGUUUAAAUUGAAUGUAAGAGCUAACAAUGACUUGCAAUUUGUCAGUGAUAUCAGUUCUUAUGAUAUCUUUGUAGACGCCAUGGCCUACAGAGGGGACUUGAUUCGUUGCACAGUCAACUUUGAUAUGGCAAAAGAUGGAAAAGUUCCAAUCGUAUUUUCUUUAAACGGAAGGCAGAUUACUCAGAAUGAGAUAAAGAUUGACUACAUACCAAAUGAGAAAUCUCUGUACCCCUACAUUGGCAUAGGACACGAAGGAAUCAGAGUACUGGCCAUGGUAUAA